CCUCUCCAAAGCUCAAACCACAUUCUUGCUCUCAUUGUCUUACUCUAUCCAAUGGCUCUUUCUGUGCAGCCUUCUUCAUCACCUCUUCUUACAAGUGAAGCAGAUGAAAAAUAUGCGAAUGUGAAAUGGGAAGAGCUUGGAUUCGCUCUGAUUCCAACAGAUUAUAUGUAUGUGGCAAAAUGCAAACAAGGAGAGAGCUUUUCAACAGGAGAGAUUAUUCCUUAUGGGGACAUUUCAAUCAGCCCUUGUUCUGGGAUUCUCAAUUAUGGCCAGGGCCUAUUUGAAGGUCUAAAGGCAUACAGAGCAAAAAAUGGAUGUAUCACACCCUUCCGGCCAAACCAAAACGCUCUUCGUAUGCAAACAGGUGCUGAUAGGCUUUGUAUGACAUCUCCUUCUGAGGAGCAAUUCGUCGAAGCAGUAAAGCAAACUGUGCUUGCCAACAAGAAAUGGGUUCCUCCUUCUGGUAAAGGAGCUUUGUAUAUAAGGCCGUUGCUGAUAGGCACUGGUGCUGUCCUUGGGGUUGCUUCGGCACCUGAAUAUACCUUCCUCAUUUACGUAUCUCCCGUCGGAAAUUACCAUGCGGCAAGCUCAGGCUUGAACCUCAAAGUUGAUCAUACCUAUCGCCGUGCCCAUACCGGUGGCACCGGCAGUGUGAAGAGCUGCUCAAACUAUUCGCCAGUUGUGAAAUCAUUGCUCGAAGCAAAGUCAUCGGGUUUCUCUGAUAUCUUGUUCCUGGAUGCGGCAACGGGUAGAAACAUCGAAGAGAUUUCUACUUGUAACAUCUUCAUUGUCAAGGGAAAUAUUGUGUCCACUCCACCAACUUCAGGAACCAUUUUACCAGGAAUCACAAGGAAAAGCAUAAGCGAACUAGGCCGUGAUAUCGGCUACCAGGUUCAAGAACGUGAUGUUUCUGUGGAUGAGCUAUUAGAGGCAGAAGAAGUUUUCUGCACAGGGACUGCAAUGGUCGUUAAAGCUGUUGAAACUGUGACUUUCCACAACAAAAAGAAAAAAUACAGGACAGGAAAAGAAGCAUUGUCUACCAAGCUUCACUUGAUGUUAACAAAUAUUCAGAUGGGCAUUGUUGAAGACAAGAAGGGUUGGAUGGUGGAGAUUGAUGGUUAUGUUCCCGGCACAAAGAAAGAAAUAUCAAAGACUUGA
This is a messenger RNA of Eutrema salsugineum, 1158 nucleotides long. RefSeq names its product putative branched-chain-amino-acid aminotransferase 7. Gene Ontology annotation, biological process: branched-chain amino acid metabolic process. Bases 52 to 1158 code for a protein of 368 amino acids. The record is from RefSeq and is a predicted model, not a curated record. The transcript is spliced from 9 exons. NCBI's taxonomy places the organism in Eukaryota, Viridiplantae, Streptophyta, Magnoliopsida, Brassicales, Brassicaceae. Gene Ontology annotation, molecular function: branched-chain-amino-acid:2-oxoglutarate transaminase activity.